Molecule: messenger RNA, 5409 nt
Organism: Cyprinodon variegatus (sheepshead minnow)
Lineage: Eukaryota; Metazoa; Chordata; Actinopteri; Cyprinodontiformes; Cyprinodontidae
Product: KN motif and ankyrin repeat domain-containing protein 1-like
Exons: 11
Coding region: 101-3799 (1232 amino acids)
Biological process (GO): negative regulation of actin filament polymerization
Cellular component (GO): cytoplasm; cytoskeleton
Molecular function (GO): protein binding
Source: RefSeq, a predicted model, not a curated record
UAAGAGGGAGGACUAAUAACUGUGAUAUUAGGAAAGAAUUCAUAUUGUUUCUUUCUUGUACAGUACAGGCAGAGUUUGAUUUUGGAUAUAAACGGACAGGAUGGCUCAGUACAGUUACAUCCUAAGAAAUGUGUCAGGUCAAAUCACUGAGGAGUGUGUUCCCAAAUAUCAAGAGACUGAAUCCAAUCAUCAAUUGGACUUGGGUGGUAUCCAAAACGGCAUAACCAUUAAGCGACUAAGCCUAAAGAGGAGGCCCAGAGUGGCUCUCAGUGAUGUGGAAAAAACGCAGAUUUGUGUUUCAAGUGGCCAUUCUGAGCCUGUGUUGUUACCAGGCAGCGAUGAUGCAAGAUUGUUGGGCAUGUCAUCUACAACUAAAGGUAGACCUCCCCUACCUCCAUCACAUAGUUCCUUCAUGGAUGACAGACGUUCAAAGAGUGAAGGUCCAGGCAACUCUCAAAGGAAAACAGAAUCAAAACCUCAACCGGCUGAGAGAAACGCUGCUCCACAACGACCAGCCACGGUGAGAGAGCAGUCAGUCAUGGAGACCCAUGAACACAAAAUUCAGUCUCCACCUCAACCACUUCCUCGUCGUCGACUAGCCAGCUUUGGAGGAGUAAGCCCCGCUGGUUCCAAGUCACCCUUCACUGGCCUGGGUGCAUAUAACCAGAACAACAAUGGAAACAAGCCUGCUGAUGAAUUGAAUGCCCACCUUGUCCCAUCCCUUGGAAGUAGAGGCAGCACAGGGUGCCUGAAGUUGAGUCCACAAAGUUCUGGAAGAAGUACUCCCGUUGCAAGUCUUGGGUCUAUGCACCUUCAGCAUGUCCGUGACCAGAUGGUGGUAGCUCUAAAAAAGCUAAAGGAGUUGGAAGAGCAGGUGAAAAUCAUUCCUGUCCUUCAAGUCAAAAUCUCAGUCCUUCAGGAAGAAAAGAGGCAGUUGGUUUCUCAGCUAAGUGACGUGACUUGGAAAACAUCAUACGGGGAAGAAGGGUUUGACUUUGAAAAUAAACAGCACAAUGAAGCAGAACUCAAAGACUCCAAAGAAAGUUAUCAGACUGACCUGAGAGAAUUCAGGCACCUCACUGAAGAGAUGCAAGCAUUAGAAAGAACUGUCAAAGGUAGCAGUCUGCUUUCAUGGCAGGAACAAGGCUGUAGUAGUAGUAGAGUGUUACAAGAAAAGUCUACUGACAUUCAAACUGAUAUCAAUAUGAAAAACAUUUUCUUUAAAACCUCAAAAGAAAAUAAAUCUGUGCACAGAGAGCAGGUAGAGAGCAGAUCUGUUGCAACAGAAGUAACUGAAGUCAGUCUUGGAAUUCACAAAAAAGAUGAAGCAGAACUUGAUGCUCUUCAACUACUCAAUUCUGCCUUGAAGGAGAAGAUUUCCCAAUUAGAAACUGAGUUGAAAGAGUCUGCUCUUCAGAUAGAACUAACCCGUCUGAGACUAGAACUUCAAGCAGCAGGAGCCAGGAACCGAGUUGACAAGGCUUGCUUCGCUAAGCCCCACUCUGUUAGUGUAGGCACAACAACAAGACCAUGUACUAAAAAUCAGGGAGUUGGAAAUCAUGUAGAGCUUCAAGAUGCCAGCACAUGGGAUGCAACAGAAGUUAAAGCUGUGGGGGUAUGUUGCAGGCCUGAUAUGAAGGAUGUUUGUACAGGCCUAGAUGUGCCCAUGAACCACUGGGAGCUCAGGGAGAAAAAGGAGACCAGUGAAAAAGCUGUUGGGAUUCAAGUUUUCACAAGGACAGUCGGAGUUGGGACGGAGGUGGAACUAUCUGAUGCUGAAAGUAACACAGAGUCUCCAAUUGAGAAUCUAGCAUUUGAGAAUGAAAAGGUAAAAUAUGGGAAAUAUGCUGAUGCCUUUCCAAUUCUCAAGGCAAAGAAAAAUACUUCCAGAGGUAUUAACACAGAUUCACUAAGAGGAGUUGACCUGGGAAUAACGGCAUCACCUCAAAUGGCUUCACAGCAUACCAACACGUUGUGCAGUUCAGUUUCUCGUUUCACCAACACCAGGCAGACCUUUAGCAAUGACUCUGGCACCAACACACUACUCAGCAAGCAAGACAAGCACACCAAUACCACUCACACAUUCACUAGAUGUGUAUCUGUUGGCGGUGGGGUUGGAGGGAUCAUUUGCACAACAGAAACUCGUACCGUUGGCGUUAAUACCACAAUUUCAGAGUUUUAUUCAAAACGACCACCAGAAAGGAUUAACAAGGCAACCCGAGACUGUGGUGUUGGAUUAACAAAUAUUAAUGAGAAUUUCCUUGUGGGACUGAAAACACGCAACAUGGCUUCAGGACCAUCUCAUCUUCCUGAUCCCAUCAAAACAAGGACUAUAGGAGUAGGUGAAGGUCGAAUACGGGAUUUUUCUGUUCCAUCAUGCAUACCUAAAACAAAGUUCCAGCAUUCCUCACAGUUUCAGUGGGACCAUGACUUUAACCAUUACAUAAAGAAGAUGCACAGACUUUUAAAGGAACAUGGAGACCUUUUCACAGGGGAUUGCAGUGACCACUACACUAUGUCCAAACCAAUCAGCAAUGUUAAAAGCAUGACAGAAGGAAGAGCAGCUAUACAUCAUUUAACAUCUCAAACAACAGACUUGCAUUCCCCAUCUCAGCCUCUUGGUGUCUCUAAAGAACAUCCAGAAAUCUUCCAACAAGAUACUCAUGAAUCAGAGGUAAAGAAAAUGAUAAAGAUCUUAGAGCAACAAGCAACCUCAAAACUACAAGACAGGUCAGCUAACCCCUGUAAGCCAUGGUCUAUAAUCAAGAAACAGGGUUCUGACCAGUGCCAUGGUAGCAACCGGAAAAGCAUGAAAUUCAUGAAGGUGACUGCAGGAUUGGAACCAACAUCCAAUUACAAGCAUGAAGAAAGAGAAGGAAGGGAACGUGAAACUUUUAAGAUUUUUCCCCAAGAUGAAUGGCAGGCAAAAAAAGAAAAAGACGGCCCCAACAAAGGAUCCAAAGGGAGUUUGAAAUUAUCUAGACAGCACAGAUUCAAUUUAAGUGAAAGGAUGUUUUCUGCGUGCCAAGCUUUGAAGAUGCACCUGAGAGAGGACCCGGCUCUGUCCAGCAGGGAACUGCAUGAUUGUCUAUGCACACUUCAGCAAGAGUGGUUCUCUGUGUCCAGCCACAAGUUAGCUGCUCCUGACACAGUAGGGGAGUACUUAUCUGCUUUCCAGAUGAUUUCCCCCUCAGUGUUGCAACACAUUGUCAACAUGGCUGAUGGUAAUGGAAAUACAGCCCUACACUACAGUGUUUCCCACUCCAACUUUGGUGUUGUCAAGAAACUGCUUGAUGCAGAGGUGUGCAACAUUAAUCAGCAGAACAUGGCAGGUUACACUCCCAUUAUGCUGGCUGCGCUCGCAGCAGUGGAAAAUCCCAAGGAUAUGAGGGUGGUGGAGCAGCUCUUCUCUAAAGGAGAUGUCAACGCCAAGGCCAUCCAGGCUGGUCAGACUGCUCUGAUGCUAGCUGUGAGCCAUGGCAGGAUGGAUAUGGUCCAGGCUCUCCUGGCACAGGGGGCAGAAGUCAAUAUCCAGGACGAUGAGGGCUCCACAGCGCUGAUGUGUGCCAGUGAGCAUGGCCAUGCCGAUAUUGUCAAACUGCUGCUGGCACAGCCCGACUGUGAUGCCACCCUCACUGACAGCGACAACAGCUCAGCCCUGUCCAUUGCGUUAGAGGCUGGUCACAACGACAUCGCUGUCCUUCUUUAUGCCCAUGCCAACUUCUCCACAGGGGGAGCAGCUCGACUCAGUGGCAGAUUUCCCUCUUCCUCAGGAGGUAGUCGCCUCUUUGAAACCUAAAUAGACUCUUCAUAGAUCUCAUUUAAAGCCCCAGCAAACAGCGAAUGAAGGUUCUCAGUCUGACCUUUCAUCUAUUGACUUUCUUUUUUCUGCAGUUGUGUGUACACAGCUACAUUUCACACCAGCAUGGCAGAGGAGUUGAGAAGUAGUUUCAUGACAGUAGAUACAGACUUAAUCUAUAUUGCUUCAUAUUUGUAAUUUUGUAAAUAAUAACUUUAAUAUAUGAGCCUUUUCAAUGGAUGAUAUAUGACAAAGUAUUUAUAUGUAAUCUUUGCAGGUUAAAUGUGUUUGUUUGCUACCCUAAACUAAAUUUAGCAUAUUUUCUUAUAGUGUUGUAUGUUAUUUUAUACAUUAUACCAGAUUCGAAUGAUUAAAAGCUUUUAUUUUUGUUCAGCAUCUAUUUUUUUUUUUUUUAUUAUUUUAUGAAAAAUUAUUUGAAAACAAUUGUUUACUUUGCUCUGUAUUUUCUUUCAAGCACGUUUUUGCUUGAAAACCACAUUAGAAGGGAUUAUCGUAACUAUCUUUUGCUAAUUCUAAUUACCUAUUAUUUAUUUCUGCAGCUUACUAAAGGCUCUCAAGUUACUCAUCAUGUGUUUGCUUUAUUUUUGUAGGACACUUCCUUGCAAAUUUAUUUUUUGGAACCUUGUUUGAUAGACCAGGGAAGAAGAGAAAAUAAAGUUUCCCACUAUAUUUAAAGCUCAGUCUAAUUAAAUUUUUAAAUCUUGCCAAAACUUCUCAGUGUAAUUUAGGCUUUAAAAAGACCAUUCUAACAACUGACUUUACCAAAACUAUUCCACUGUAACUCUGGCUGUAUAUAAAGGUUUUAGUUUUCUUAUUGACUCUGAGCAGCUUCAAUCCCCUUGUUUAAGAAACUGAUCCCAACACCACGAUGCCGCCACAUACAUUCCCUGAGGGAUACAUAUUGUUAGUUUUCAAUCCAGAAGCAUUUUUAGUAGUCUUCAUUGUAUUUAAUCAGAAUUAUUUCGUACACAUUUUCCAUAUCCUCUAUGUAGGCUGAAAGCCAAAUUCAUGCAUUAAUAUUUGGUAGAAAUAGUAAUCGCAAUGGAGCCUUCAAAGGUCUGCCUAAUAAGUGGAUCAAACAGCUGCAGCUGAUUCAAAACGCAGCUGCCUGCAUCCUCACUAAAACUGUGAAAGUGGAACACUCGAGCCGUGUUCUAAAAUCCUUCCAAUCGCUCCCCUUAUCUCAGAGAAAAUACUUUGAAAUACUUAUCUUAAGCUAUAAAUUACUAAAAGUGUACCAACCGCAGAGACCUCUCAGGUCUUCUGGCUGAAAUUCACUCUGCAUAGCCCGAACCCGAACCAAGCAUAGAGUAGUAGCUACUAGUUCUCAUGCUCCACUAAUCUGGGAUAAACUCUCAGAAAACUGUUUAAGUGCUGAAACCACAAUUUGCUUUAAUUCAAAAUGAAAAAAAGCCUCUUUUUAGAGCAGUCUUUGAGUGUGCUAUCUAAAGAUAAGUUUACGUUUGUAGUCAAACUUUCUUUAGUCUUUUUAUUACUUAUGUUUUUAUGAUAAUAUGAUUUUAUUUAUUUUAUUAUCUAAUAAAUUACCUUUAUGCCACUACAAUAUUCUUUGUGUUUUUUCCCUAAAU